GAAAUGAACACGUAAGAAGAAAUAAAACAAAGUUCAAAACUAAGAAACAGAAAAACAAAAAAAAACAUAAAAAAACAUAUAAAAAAAACAUAAAAUUACAGAAGAAAAAAAUGGGUAGCUUCCUUGAGGUUCUUUGUGCAAUCUUCAUACCUCCUGUUGGUGUGUUCCUCAGAUAUGGCCUUGGGUUGGAGUUUUGGGUCUGUUUGCUUCUAACGUUAUUCGCUUUUAUCCCCGGACUGAUAUAUGCCAUCUACGUUCUCACCAAGUAGGAAUAACCAAUCAAAAACACUGGAUCCUUUUUUUAUUUUAUAACUUUUUCUUUUUCCAACAAUGUUUGCUUUUUUAGAUUUUUUAUGUUGUAUUUAAGGAAUCAGUUUUGUAAUCUAGCAAACUUUUUGCUAUGUUAGAUGUAUGUAAAUUCCAGCAGUUUCCAAAUUGCUGUUGUUCUAGUUUGCAGAGGUUAUGGAUACAUUUUACGGAUCAUAAACAGAUUUGGAAGAUUGAUGAUAUUAUUAUAUGCGUGAUAUAAAUUUUGAAUUGUAGUAAUACUACA
Arabidopsis thaliana (thale cress) is the source of this 553-nucleotide messenger RNA. Its product is annotated as Low temperature and salt responsive protein family. The record is from RefSeq and is marked reviewed. NCBI's taxonomy places the organism in Eukaryota, Viridiplantae, Streptophyta, Magnoliopsida, Brassicales, Brassicaceae. Bases 111 to 269 code for a protein of 52 amino acids. The transcript is spliced from 2 exons. Gene Ontology annotation, cellular component: membrane.